Acipenser ruthenus (sterlet) is the source of this 4019-nucleotide messenger RNA. RefSeq names its product break repair meiotic recombinase recruitment factor 1-like. Gene Ontology annotation, biological process: double-strand break repair involved in meiotic recombination. The transcript has 8 exons. The record is from RefSeq and is a predicted model, not a curated record. Bases 91 to 2241 code for a protein of 716 amino acids. NCBI's taxonomy places the organism in Eukaryota, Metazoa, Chordata, Actinopteri, Acipenseriformes, Acipenseridae.
UCUUGUUUAAAUUUUGAGCGGGGAAGAGAAAAGGCGCGCGCCUCGCGUCGUCUCCACACUGUCGCGUGAGAAGAGCUGACGGUUUGCGAAAUGUCUAAAAGGAAGAGGCAACAAUCUGCAGGCGGUAAGCGAAAAGGAACGACAAAGAAAAAGAAAGUAACACAGGAGAAGGCUUUGGGGACUGUGAACGAGGAGAGCGCCGCCUGUGGUCAGCAAGCGGAACUGCACUGUGAGGAUGACCCCGCUGCCCCGAGCAGCGCAGAGGAGAGAGGAGUCGCAGGGAGCAGGUCAGAGAGUGAGGGGGGAGACGGCGCUCACAAACUCAGCCCUGGAGUGAAGGACUGCUUCCUACCGUUAGCCCAGGAUAUCCUCCCGGGCCGCUCCUCCACUGCGGGCUUAUCCUGCGAUGAUGAUGAGGAUGAUGAUGAUGAUGAUGUCGCCCAGCCCAGCGCGCCGGAGGAUACCACUUCGGACCAGCACAGGGGGGCAGGGGAAGGGCCGGGGCAGGGAGACGCCACCCUCCACAGUCACGGGGGAGCGCAAGGGCCGAACCACAAAGCCAGCACUUCGGGAGAGCAGAGACAGGAGGCAGAUCCAGAGAGGCAGCAGCCCACUGUAACGGAGCAAGGGGGGGCAGGAGAGGGGGGGCAGGAGCACCUACCCCAUCCCGAGGGGUGCGGGACCCCUGGAUUAAAAGCCUCUCUGGGGUUGGAGGGUACAGAAACGCAGGGUGGUGGUGUUGCUGGUAGUCCACAGGGAGAGCUAGCCUGUUUAUUAGGGAGCACGGAGGCUGUGUUUACAGAGGGGGGGAAGCAGUCCGAGUCAGCCAAGCCGAAACACGUUGAGACUUACCCCGAGACACAGGCUGAAACAUCGGCCGAGCUGCAGGGAAAGGGGGUGGCGGAGCCUUGCAUCGAAGCUGGGGCUCAGCCUGCACCCCCACAUUCCCACUGCGGAACCCCCGGAGAGCCCCCUGCCCUACCAGCAGCAGCAGCAGCCUCCGUUCCUGAGAGAGAAGAAUCUAUGAGGCUCUGCAAAGGGGUGAUCACCAGGCAGGGGCGAGGAGUCGCGAUGGAGAAGGGCUCGCAAGUUUUCCCGAAUCCGGGAUCCGGAACAACACCGCUGCCUCGUGCCUCUGCCGCCUCCUGGUCCCCUCGGAGCUGCGCGGGGCGAUCCCAGAUCCGACUCGGGAAUGAGAACGCGGAAUCGGCAGCAGGCAAGAAAAUCCAAGACAGUGAGGAGGCGGGCCCUGAAAUGAACGAGAAGGAUUUCAUGAGAAACACCCAACAAAGCCAUUCACAGAGCAGAACCGAGACGGAAGAGUUAAAAGCAUCGCAGAGCUUCGGAGAUGGAGAGGGAAGCGACUGGGGACAAAUAAAGCUUUCAGAGAACAACAAACUAUCAACGUCAUCAUCCAGUGCAGCAGCAGCAGCAGAAUCCAAACCAGCAGCCGUGUACGUGAACCCGUGCGUGCUGGAGGAGAGGGACUGGGAAUCCCGCUUCGCAGUGCUGGAGAUGGAAGACUCGAGCGACGCGGGGGCCGGGCAGCGCAAGGCUAAGGGGGCGGCGCGGUCAAGGCGGUGCAAGCCUGCCACCAGUGCUGCUGCUGCUGCUGCUGCUGGGAAGAGGGAGGUGAGGACCGCGCUAGUGUGCGCUGAGACAGCCUGCCCUGAUCUGACUCACACCGAGGCGGAGGGAAGUCUCCAGGGAGCAGCUGGGGCAGGCGGACAGAAAGACCCUGCCUCGGCCGCCCAGGAUCGAGAGGAGGGGGGACCCCACCCCAUUACCCCAGCUGCUGCCCGGGGGAGCCCCGAGUCUGAGAGAGAGGACGUGGGGGCCACACAGAGCUGCAAGGAUCACAGCGAGUGGGACUCUGAGUUUCUGCACAACUGCUCCACGCAGCGCUUCCCUGACUCCUGCUCUCUCCCGGCUCCGCUCCCCGUCCUUGGGACAGAGUCCGGUGGUUCUGCCCUGGAGCUGCCUCUCUCCAUCGGCUCCAUCUCGGACUCGCAGCUCCACGAGAUCACACUGGGGGAGGCGAUGCCCGAGCCCCAGUCCCAGUCUCUGCAGGACUACGAGGACGCCAGCGAGCUGGUGUGCGGACUCAUAGAGGAGCUCUCGCAGAUCAACCGGCUCAUCAUGCUGACUCAUCAGGAGCUGCAGUCUGGAAGGAACCCCCGCAGGGCCAGGCUGGGCUGGAGGGGAGCUGCUCGCUACACCGCCAACCCCAAGGACCUGUAACCCCGCUGGGAGACACACCGCCAACCCCAAGGACCUGUAACCCCGCUGGAGACGCACCGCCAACCCCAAGGACCUGUAACCUCGCUGGGAGACACACCGCCAACCCCAAGGACCUGUAACCCCGCUGGAGACACACCGCCAACCCCAGGGACCUGUAACCCCGCUGGAGACACACCGCCAACCCCAAGGACCUGUAACCCCGCUGGGAGAUGCACCGCCAACCCCAGGGACCUGUAACCCCGCUGGAGACACACCUCCAACCCCAAGGACCUGUAACCCCGCUGGAGACACACUGCCAACCCCAAGGACCUGUAACCCCACUGGAGACGCACCGCCAACCCCAAGGACAUGUAACCUCGCUGGGAGACACACCGCCAACCCCAAGGACCUGUAACCCCGCUGGAGACACAACGCCAACCCCAAGGACCUGUAACCCCACUGGAGACGCACCGCCAACCCCAAGGACAUGUAACCUCGCUGGGAGACACACCGCCAACCCCAGGGACCUGUAACCCCGCUGGAGACGCACCGCCAACCCCAAGGACCUGUAACCCCGCUGGAGACACACCGCCAACCCCAGGGACCUGUAACCCCGCUGGAGACACACCGCCAACCCCAAGGACCUGUAACCCCACUGGAGACGCACCGCCAACCCCAAGGACAUGUAACCUCGCUGGGAGACACACCGCCAACCCCAAGGACCUGUAACCCCACUGGAGACGCACCGCCAACCCCAAGGACCUGUAACCCCGCUGGGAGAUGCACCGCCAACCCCAGGGACCUGUAACCCCGCUGGAGACACACCGCCCACCCCAAGGACCUGUAACCCCGCUGGAGACACACCGCCCAACCCCAAGGACCUGUAACCCCACUGGGGACACACCGCCAACCCCAAGGACCUGUAACCCCGCUGGAGACACACCGCCCACCCCAAGGACCUGUAACCCCGCUGGAGACACACCGCCAACCCCAAGGACCUGUAACCCCACUGGGGACACACCGCCAACCCCAAGGACCUGUAACCCCGCUGGAGACACAACGCCAACCCCAAGGACCUGUAACCCCGCUGGAGACACACCGCCAACCCCAAGGACCUGUAACCCUGCUGGGAGACACACCGCCAGAGCAGGGCCAGCAAACUCCAGUCCUCCAGGUUUUCAUUCCAACUUGAGCGCUUGAGUUUCACUUCAUUCUUCUAACUUAUUUGUUCAAUCGGACAUCCUUAUGAGUGACUCUGCAGCAGCAGCAGUUGUGAUGCAUCGCUCAUCCCCUGGUCUCUGUAAGUCGCUUUGGACAAAAGCGUCUGCUACAUUACUCCUUUUUAAUAAGAAUUUUUUUUUCAAGGUCUUUUAAAUUGACAGUUUAAAAAAAAAUGCCCUUGAUUCAAAGUGUGCACGAGCUGUGAAACAUUGUGAGGCCGGGGAGAGAGAAGUGUUUAAUGUGUCCAAUUUGUCAAAUAAUUUAGAGCAAUUAAGUAAUUGAGAGCUCAGGGUGGAAGGAAAGUCAGAAGCUGCCCUGCGACCCCCCCAGGAGCUGAGACUGCCCCCCCCCCAACCCAACCCGCACAAGAGGCACCCGCAGACACACGACAAAGAGAGCAACGCAAAAAUAUUCAGCAGUCACUGAGCUGCAGAGGUCAGGUGCUUCUGUGUGUGUUUUUGUUGGGUUAUUUUUUUUACGUUCUUAAAGUCUAAACGGUUUUAGAAAAUACUUUGAGUAUCUGGUUGUCUUUUAUAAAUGUUUUUUUUAUUUAUUAUUUAUUUAAUUGAUUGUUUUCA